AGGGAUCCAAUUCAAGCCAAUCCAUUCGCGAAAGCAUGGCUUCUCUUUUGCGGUCCUCCCGUUACUUCUUUAACGUUGCAAACUGCGUCCGUGCUUUUUCUAUAAGCGCGGAACGCUUGCCACACAGACUUUGUGGCCUGUCAAAACACAAUACCUCGUUAAAAGCCUUCGCAAACGCAAGAUGGAUGGCCAGCACUGCCAGUGCAGCCAGCACGAAACCAGUCGCAGUAUCAGACUCCGAAGUGCAAAGCCGACUGCAUGCCAUGGAUCGUUCCCUGUAUCGUAUCGACACCGAGGUGCGAAGAAGCGGUCGCAUCAGCCGUAAGGAUGUCGAUGAACUGCUGUCUGAGGUGGAGCAAUUGGGCGCCGUGACGCCGUCACAGGGUCUGCUGUUGAUUCGAUCGUGCGGCUCUUUUCUUCGUGAAGAGUCUGCAGCAGAAAGGAACAAACUGGCUGAUACUGUGUGGGAGGUACUGCAAAAGUUUGGAUGCCAAAAGGAUGUCAGCCAUUACAAUGCCCUGCUUCAGGUGUAUCUGGAAAACGAGCGGCGUUUCUCGCCAACCGAGUUCCUUUCCAACAUGGAACAAGUGGCUGGCAUUCAGCCUAACAGGGUAACCUAUCAGAGACUAAUCCAUGCUUAUUGUCAAGAGGGGGAUAUUGCUGGUGCAAGCAAAAUCUUGGAGUACAUGAAAGACAAGGAGCUCCCCAUCAAUGAGAAAGUUUUCAAUUCCUUGAUAACUGGCCACGCACGAGCCAAUGACAUGGAAAACGCCAAGAACAUUCUCGAUGUCAUGAGAAAUGCUCAGUUGGAGCCCACUGCAGAGACAUACUGCGCCCUGAUGGAAGGUUAUGCCAAGCAGGGCAACGUGGAGGCCAUCAAGCAAGUUCUACAGGAAACAGAACAGCAGGGAGUGGGACUUCUGGACCACCACUACCUAUCCCUUGUGCAGGCUCUUGCAUGUGCGGGUCAUCAAGAACAUGUCCCUGUGGUGCUCAAUAAAGUGCGUCGUCUGUCAGGCUACACCCAAGACUGUAUCAACGCUUGUCUUGAGCUGCUUGCUCAGGGCCAAGAUGAAGUGGCGUACAAGGUCUUUCUGACCCUCACCCCCAGUCAGAACCGGCAACAUGGAAACUUCUUUUUGGUGCAGCUUGUACGCUGCAAUCUGCCUUCAGAGAAGAUCCUCUACUAUUGUAAGGAAUUACAAGAACACAACCCACGGGCAUUACUCAAGUCCACAGAGGCAUCUUUGCAGCAAGGAAAGACUGAACUGGCCAUGUCUUUACUGAAGGAACUCAGAAACCAGGGCAUUCCGCUCAGACCUCACUACUUCAACCCACUCAUUGUGAGGAAGAAAUCGAAUGAAGCGGAAGUAUAUAAUGUGAUGAAGGAGAUGAUUGCAUUGGGUGUGACCCCCAACUAUGACAUCUUGCUCGAGUUUGUGUUCCCCAUCUUGAACACGGAUGAUCCCACGGCUGUAGUGGACAAACAUAAGGAAUUAGGAAUGACAGUUGGCUCUGUUGUGAACCCUCUUCUGCACUUUUACUUGUCUAAUGCUGACCCUGUGAGAGCACUUAAGCUUGUUGAGUCCCACCCUGUGAAUCUGGUAGCUCCCCUAAUUGUGCCCAGUCUGGUGUACUGCUUCAAAGAGACUCGGGAUGCAAGAACAAUGGCCAGAAUCCUUAAUGUGGUAGAAGAAAGCCCAGAAGCAACAACUGCUUCUAAACGUGUUGAUUGGGGAGGUCGCUUUCUCAUGGACUGUUCCUCUGGUCCGGAUGGGAUUUCAGUUCUUUCGCAACUCAUCCCUGAGCUGGCUGCAAAUAGCAUUCAGGUGUCAGCUAGUACAGCAGAGACCAUUCGCAGCAAGCAUGGCAAUAAACUGUCAUCAUCUGUUCUCGAUAUGCUCGACAAGAUCUCAUCUGAGGUCCUUGCUGACGAAGUGGUAUCAUCUUUCACUCCGAUUCCAUCACAGAAUGAAAUGACCAUAGAGGAUUUGGAAGCUCAUCUUGUGGAGCUGAAGAGCAAAGGGAUGAACACCCGUGGAGCCCUGCGUCGUCUGCUACUGCUUCACUGCCGCUACAGGAAUCUUGACCGAGCCUUGGAACUGGCGGAGCAGCUUGCACGCGAUGGUGGAGGCUUUACUGGGGUGAUGCACGCACAGCUCAUGGAUCUGUAUGUCUCCCAUGGGGACUUGGACAAAGCUUUGGAACACUACAAACUCAUGGGGCAAGUGGAAGAAAGUUUUCGAUUAGAUGACCACAAGGUGUUGAACCUGGCCACACUGAUGAUUUCCAGUGGAAAAUGGCAAGAUGCCAAAACGCUCCUAGAGGAUCACUUUGAGAAGCAUGGUGUAAAAGAAGCCCCCGACACGCUUCAGCGCAAUGUAUUCCGUCUGCUGAAUGCUGCUGCAUCACAGCACCAGCAGUGGCCUGAAGGUGCUGAGGUGACAAGAACAUUCUUUGAUUUGGUGGUGCUCAAGUGUGGCUACUCGCCCACGUCUGCUCUUGUCCUGGGGCCGUUGGUCCGUGUGCAUCUUCUCAGGGAUGAUCUGCCGUCUGCACUGGCCACUUUUGAAAGUUGCGUAAAGCAGUACAAGCACACUCCACUGAAGAAGGAGUUGUCGAAGCAGCUCAUUGAGAAGGCGGACCAUGAAGGGUUGCAGAAAGUCGUUGACCUAAGCAUUGAGGCUCAUGGAGAGAUGAACACCCUCUACGAUCUGGCAACAUACUUUCUUGAGUGCGGGCAAGUCCGUCAGGCGCAGAAAAUUCUCGAGACUCCUGGUUUGAGGGCAAAGCACCAACGGCUGGACCUGAUUUGCGAAGGAUUCCUUACAAGAGACAUGGUGACAGAGCUAGAACACUUGGUUCACAUCACCAAAGACCUGUUUGACAUCGACAGGGAUGCCAUGUACUUUUACCUCCUCAAGGCUUAUGCCAAGACAGGAGACGCAGACAAAGCACUGGAGGUUUGGACGAAGAUGCAGGAAGAAAACGUGCAGCCCUCAGCCCGUACUCUGCGUUUCCUGGGCAAUUUGCUGCAGCAGCACGGUCACACCACUCUUCCUUUCAUCAUGCCCGAGGAGGAGGAGGCAGUACAAGUGCCAGUCCCAACUGGUCGCAGGUCUCGUACGCCUUUCACUUCACGUUUGGCUGUCAAUGUUGACAAGGCUCUUGAAGAGAAGCAAAAGUUUGAAGAACGUGGAGAGAGCCUCUCUGUUGGUGAUGUGUCACAUCUGAUAGACACCUUGGUCAAGAACGAUCGGAUCAAGGAGGCUGCCCGCUUGAUGGAGGAAAUGCUGCAGGGUGGACAAAAUCCAUACCGUAGUGUCCUGAGCUUGCUGCUACGACGCCUUUCGUCGCUGGGUGAUGUGGAGACACUGUCUACACUGACUCCUCUUCUAUCAGUUCAGCUGUGUCGUCAACAUUCUGUCAGCAACUUGCUGUGCAAUGCGUACACCAACAGUGGUCGUGCUGGUGAUCUCCUUACUCAGAUAGAGGAAAACAUGGGCUACUGGAAAGAACGUUUUCCAGUAGGGGGUGUAUUGGGAAUGCUUAGAGACCAGCCUGAAAUGGAAGACAGAGUGCAUUCCCUGGCUGAGAAAUAUGCCACUCAGGAAGAGUGUCUGGAGCCGAUGAAUACAAUGUGGAUGCACAAAAUGAUAUGUGGCCGCUUUGAAGAGGCAGACAAGAUUUUGAAGGAUUAUCCUAAGAUGGAGGAAAGGCUCAUGUACGCUUCAGUCCUGAAGUACAGUCGAAGUGCUGACAAUGAGGCUGUAGCACGUCACUUGGCACAGUCUGUGGGACGGUCACAGGCAGCUUCCCCAAGUUCUAAGGCUUUGGUCUAUGGCAACCUUGUAGAGUUUCUUGUUUCAAAGGGACGAGCAGAGGAAGCCCUCCAGACCUUUGAGAAGGCACAGGCAGAGUGUGGACUUCAAGUUGACAACUGGAAACUGUCCACGUUGACACAGCUUCAGACGGGACUGAGGGCCUCUGGCAAAGUUCUCCCAUUCCUUCUUCCUAAAAGGACUGUAACACAGAAAGCCAAUGAAGCUGAGGAGGACAGUUUGGAUGAGGAGCGGCAACGUUAGUGUUCGAGGCUGUGCCCGCUAAGCCAUGCCUUGUUUCUAUUUUGUUGUAGGUUUAUGUACAUAGUACUUUGUAAAAAUGAAGGAACCAAAUAAUGC
This is a messenger RNA of Ornithodoros turicata, 4181 nucleotides long. It is a transcript of the gene bsf, whose product is annotated as leucine-rich PPR motif-containing protein, mitochondrial-like. Gene Ontology annotation, biological process: regulation of mitochondrial translation. Gene Ontology annotation, molecular function: protein binding; mRNA 3'-UTR binding. The record is from RefSeq and is a predicted model, not a curated record. Lineage: Eukaryota; Metazoa; Arthropoda; Arachnida; Ixodida; Argasidae. Gene Ontology annotation, cellular component: mitochondrion; nucleus. The transcript has 36 exons. Bases 36 to 4085 code for a protein of 1349 amino acids.